AUGGCGGCGCCCGGACCUGUGGGCCGCACCGCCCAGCGCUUGGAAGGGACAGUCUCCAACGAGUCGUCCAUUACUGCCAGGACGCAGGUGCCCGUAGUGUCUCCUGAGUCCCUCGAUCUGCCCGUCUCGCCGGUGCAGGUUUCGGAGCUACCUAGCAAGAACCUGUGGGAGCAGAUCUGCGAGGAGUAUGAAGCUGAGCUUCCUCCCUUUCCUGAAGGAUAUAAAGUCAAACAAGACGCUGUGGUUACUGUGUUGCCAUUGGAGGAAAUGGUUUUCCAUGGCUUCAACGCAGAACACCUUUAUCCAGUUCCUCGUUUAACCAUGGCCUCACAAGCAUCCUGUUCUCAAGUGAAACGGGAAACAGUUGACCCAAAAACAUGUUCCCCCAAAGAGUUUUUGGAAAUGUUCAUCUUUCCAGUUCUGCUGCCCGGAAUGGCUAGCCUGCUUCACCAAGCAAAGAAAGAAAAGUGUUUUGAGAGGAAAAGAACCAAAUUCAUUGCCUGUGAUUUUCUGACUGAAUGGUUAUACAAUCAAAAUCCAAAGAGGAUAGGGGAGCCGUUCACAGAAUUCUUCUCCAUUCCAUUUGUGGAAGAGUGGCUGAAACUGCACCCACGGCCAGCAAUCCCACUCUCCCUCCUGCUGACAGAAUCGGAAGCAGCACUCUGUAUUCAGUCCUUCUGGAGAGCCUAUCUGGUUCGCUGCGAUCCUGAGAUUCAAGAAUUGCGUCAGUGGCAGAAGAAGCUGCGAGAGGACAAGCAUAUUCGCCAGCGAGUCAAAAUCUUCUGGGCCAAACAAGAACAAAAAGUGAAAUGCAAAAUGGAGGAUGAGGAAGAGGCUGCAGCUAAGACUCCACAACCUUAACAGCUGUCGGCGUCUCUCCCACUCUAAGCUCC
This is a messenger RNA of Budorcas taxicolor (takin), 893 nucleotides long. It is a transcript of the gene IQCK, whose product is annotated as IQ motif containing K. The record is from RefSeq and is a predicted model, not a curated record. The coding region runs from base 1 to 861 and encodes 286 amino acids. Lineage: Eukaryota; Metazoa; Chordata; Mammalia; Artiodactyla; Bovidae. The transcript has 9 exons. Gene Ontology annotation, molecular function: protein binding.